AAGAUAAGUGACGUGCGCAUUCCAUCAGAGUUAAAUAUUUUCAGUCGAGUAAAGUUCAGAAAUUCAGUAAUUCAUUGGAACGCUUACCUUCGAGUUGGAAAAAAAAAUAAAUUUUCAAAAUGUAUCAUCGUACACUCGACGAGAUUUUAGAGAAACAUUUACCUGAACCAGAACUAUGUGAGGCAAGACGAAUUUUAUACGGUUCUGAAACAAUUCAAAAAUUAGAGUUGCCGAAGAUUUCGGAAAAUUUAAAAUGUGAAGUCCAAGGAUGGAAAUUAGGCAAUACAAUUGAGGAGGAGUUACGAUCGUCCCGCUUGGUUCGCGUUGCCGUCAUUCAAAAUUCCAUUGUUCAACCAACAACUGUUUCAAUUCAUCAACAAAGGGACGCGAUUCAUAAAAAAAUUACUGGAUAUCUGGAGCAUGCAGCUGCCUGCAAAGUCAAUAUUGUUUGUCUUCAAGAGGCCUGGCCAAUGCCAUUUGCAUUUUGCACGAGAGAAAAAUAUCCCUGGUGUGAAUUUGCUGAGGACGCGGAGACAGGACCAACAACGACAUUAUUGUCAAAAAUUGCCGCCAAAUAUGGAAUGAUUAUAAUUUCACCGAUUUUAGAACGUGAUUUUGAGCAUGGCGAAACAAUUUGGAAUACAUGCGUUGUCAUUGGCAACGAUGGAAGAGUUAUUGGAAAGCAUAGAAAAAAUCAUAUUCCAAGAAUUGGCGAUUUUAACGAAUCGACAUAUUAUGCCGAGGGAAAUACUGGACAUCCAGUUUUUGAAACUUGCUUCGGUCGAAUUGCCAUCAAUAUUUGCUACGGUCGUCAUCAUCCUCAAAAUUGGAUGAUGUUCGGAAUAAAUGGCGCUGAAAUUGUAUUUAAUCCAAGUGCGACUGUUGGCGAACUAUCGGAACCACUUUGGCCAAUUGAAGCAAGAAAUGCGGCGAUAGCGAAUAAUUAUUACACCUUUGCUGUGAAUCGCGUUGGAACGGAAAUAUUUCCAAAUGAAUUCACAUCGGCCGAUGGAAAGCCAGCGCAUAAAGAUUUCGGUCACUUUUAUGGUUCAAGUUAUGCAACCGCUCCCGAUGGUACACGAACUCCGGGUUUAAAUCGCAAUCGAGAUGGAAUUCUAAUCACUCAAAUUGAUCUCAAUCUUUGCCGUCAAAUGAAGGACAAAUGGGGCUUGAGAAUGACACAACGCUUGGAUUUGUACGCUAAUGAACUCGCAGAAGCCAGUAAAUUGAAUUACAAGCCACAAAUUGUGCGAAAGUAAAGAAAAAACUUUUUCUUUUCCUAAAGUCUUUAUUUCGCAGAAAUGGAAUCAAAAGUGUAAAAAAAGAAAAAUGGUUUCUAGUUGAAAAAUACUAAAAAAAAAACUAGAUUUAAACUAAUCUACAAAUUCUAAGAACAAAUAUUGUAAGAACAACGAUUUUCUCACAAAUGAAAUAAAUAAUUUUUGUUUCGUUCUCUUAGAGAAAAAUAAGUUUUUUUUGUAAAAUCAGUGGAAUAAUUAAAUUAUUAAAUUAAUAUAAUAUAUAUAUAAAAAAGUAAA
Molecule: messenger RNA, 1538 nt
Organism: Leptopilina heterotoma
Lineage: Eukaryota; Metazoa; Arthropoda; Insecta; Hymenoptera; Figitidae
Gene: pyd3
Product: beta-ureidopropionase
Exons: 5
Coding region: 120-1259 (379 amino acids)
Molecular function (GO): beta-ureidopropionase activity
Source: RefSeq, a predicted model, not a curated record